Molecule: messenger RNA, 2508 nt
Organism: Paralichthys olivaceus (Japanese flounder)
Lineage: Eukaryota; Metazoa; Chordata; Actinopteri; Pleuronectiformes; Paralichthyidae
Gene: agps
Product: alkylglycerone phosphate synthase
Biological process (GO): lipid biosynthetic process
Cellular component (GO): peroxisome
Molecular function (GO): alkylglycerone-phosphate synthase activity; FAD binding
Source: RefSeq, a predicted model, not a curated record
CAUGGUGAAUGAAUAUUGUAUCGUGAUGUAUCGAUAAAACCCAAAUUUGGCAAACGAGAAAAUCCAGUUUACAGGUCUGUGGAAACAGCUGUGGUCGUUUGAAGCUGAUAUUUCCGAGGGGCUGUGAAGGCGGGGCACUUUCACUGCGCUGACCUCUGACAGGCGCUCAUGGAUCCGCUCCCUCCAUUCACAAACACGGAAGCAGCAUGGCGUCCAACGGCAGCGGCGGCGGCGGCUCCGACAGGCAGCGGGUCGCGCAGCAGAGACUGAGGAUCAUCGCCGGGCAUUUACGGAGGCCGGCGGACGACGACUCGGCCGUCCGAGCCGCGGAGUGCAAAGCCCCGCAGAGCGAGUCAGACGCCUCUGGUGAGGGGAGGACGGUGCCCCGGAGAAGGCAGGAGAUUAUGAAAUGGAAUGGCUGGGGAUAUAGCGAUACAAGAUUCCUCUUCAAUAAGAAAGGUCAAGCAGAAUUUACUGGCAAAAGGUAUAGGCUAAGUGGAAUGAUCCUUCCUGGUCUGCAAGAUUGGUUUGAAAACACAUUUGGAGCCAGUGUGCAGCAUAAAUCCCCUGCAACACCCAUUCUGAAUAGCAGUGCUGUGCCGCCUCCCACUCUUAAUGAGGCCUUCGUCGAAGAGCUGAAAUCCACAGGUGUUCCCUUCUCUCACGAUGCAGAGGAUAGAGUGUUUCGUGCUUAUGGCCAUUGCCUACACGAGAUCUUUCCCCUUCGAGAAGGGAAAAUUGGUCGAGUUCCAGAUACGGUGGUAUGGCCAAACUGUCACAAUGAUGUAGUGAAAAUUGUGGAACUGGCGUGCAAACAUAAUGUUUGUUUGAUACCAUUUGGAGGAGGGACGAGUGUCUCUAGCGCUCUAGAGUGCCCCCCUGAGGAAACUCGCUCCAUUGUUUCUCUGGAUACCUCACAGAUGAACCGCAUUCUGUGGAUUGAUGAGAAGAAUUUAACUGCCCAUGUGGAAGCUGGCAUCGUCGGUCAGGAUCUGGAGAGACUACUUAAUGAGAGUGGCUAUUGUACAGGGCACGAGCCUGACUCCAUGGAGUUCAGCUCCUUGGGGGGUUGGGUCGCAACCAGAGCGUCAGGCAUGAAGAAGAACAUCUACGGCAACAUCGAGGACCUGGUCGUCCACAUAAAGAUGGUGACCCCUCAAGGUGUAAUUGAAAAGAGUUGUCAGGGCCCACGCAUGUCCACAGGCCCAGAUAUUCACCACUUCAUCCUGGGCUCAGAAGGAACCCUGGGUGUGGUCACUGAGGUAACGAUGAAGAUUCGUCCCAUGCCAGAGUAUCAGAAAUAUGGCUCUGUUGUUUUCCCAAAUUUUGAGCAGGGGGUUGCCUGUCUCCGAGAGAUCGCCAGACAGAGGUGUGCUCCAGCAUCUAUACGACUCAUGGAUAAUGAACAAUUUAAGUUUGGUCACGCCCUGAAGCCUCAAGUGUCUUCCAUUUUCACAUCUUUUUUGGACGGCUUGAAGAAAUUUUACAUCACCAAGUUCAAAGGGUUCGACCCCAACCGCUUGUGUGUGGCCACCCUGCUGUUUGAGGGAGACCGUGAGAAGGUCCUGCAGCAUGAGAAGCAAGUUUAUGACAUUGCUGCAAAAUUUGGGGGCCUGGCAGCUGGAGAGGACAAUGGUCAAAGGGGUUACAUGCUGACCUUCGUCAUCGCUUACCUCCGGGACUUGGGGAUGGACUACUAUGUGAUUGCGGAGUCCUUUGAAACCUCUGUGCCUUGGGACAGGGUGUUGGACGUUUGCCGGAAUGUAAAGGCACGCGUUGUUCAAGAGUGUAAAGAGAAAGGAGUGCAGUUUUCACCAUUAUCCACAUGCAGGGUGACUCAGACAUACGACGCUGGUGCCUGUAUCUACUUUUACUUUGCCUUCAACUACAGAGGACUCAGUGAUCCAGUACAUGUAUUCGAACAAGUGGAGCAUGCAGCUAGAGAAGAAAUCCUUGCCAAUGGAGGAAGUUUGUCACAUCACCAUGGAGUGGGGAAACUUCGGAAGCAGUGGAUGAGAGAGACCGUCUCCAAUGUCGGCAUCGGAAUGCUCAAGUCCGUCAAGGAUUACCUGGACCCCAAAAACAUAUUUGGCAACAGGAACCUCUAUUGAGUCCCCGCUCCUGUCCAUCUGUAUCUCACCUUUUUCUAAAAGAAAAGCAUCAUGUGUGUUUUGGAUUAAUCAAAAACAAUGUGAAUUUAAAAUUGACAGUGCCAUUCAUUGAUUCACCCAAACCUUUUUCUUUGGCUUUACAUUGCACUAAUUAUGCUGUAACAAUCAUCGUCGUUCAUGUUGAAGCUCAUGUUGCAGUUGUGUCGUGUCCUCAGCUCGUCAGAGCGACGGACUCGAUGCAUCACGACAUCCUGUAACAAAACCUUGAUAUUUGUUUUUGUUAAACAUUUUCCUCCAUAUCCUUGCCAAUAUAGUUGACCAUUUAAUUUGUUUUUAUUUUCCUCUUUGUGUGUGUGUGUGUGUGUGUGUGUGUGUGUGUGUGUGUGUGUGUGUGUGU